Messenger RNA from Cucurbitaria berberidis CBS 394.84, 1776 nucleotides. RefSeq lists its product as uncharacterized. Lineage: Eukaryota; Fungi; Ascomycota; Dothideomycetes; Pleosporales; Cucurbitariaceae. The record is from RefSeq and is a predicted model, not a curated record. The coding region runs from base 1 to 1776 and encodes 591 amino acids. The transcript has a single exon.
AUGCCUGCCGGACCUACACCCAAGAAGCUCUACCGCUUUCAGUCGCCUAAGCAGAAGGUCAGCUUACGUUCUGACAAUACAAAGAUCACACGGCUGACUAAAGUGAAGCGACCUGAGCUCACGACUUCCCCAGCCUCAAACUCGAAUCUCACCGCGGUUCAGUCCGAGUCUCCAUCGCCCUUUCAAACGGAGACCCCACCUACGACACUAAGCUCUGGAGUACAGGUGCUCAGCAAAGAACAUGACAUCGCCUCCAUUCGGCCGUCAAAGGAGGCCGAUUGUACUGAACUCGAUGCUACUAUAGCUGGCAUGCACGCCGCAGAGAAACUUCUCCACCAGCGCCACGCCGCCAUCAAGCCACAACCCAAUAUUGGCAAGAAGAUUAAGCCCCUGGGUGCUAUUAUCAAAAAGAGUAGCCCCAAAGCUAGCUCUCCGAAAGCCCGCGUACCCUUAUCGCUUUCUUCUCCCAUACAUCGUCGGCAGCAGCCCGAAACUGCAAAUGAGGCCUGUGCAUCCUUCCAGCGCCGUCAGCUCAUCAAGAAUCUCGCUUUUAACGCUGCUAAUGGCUGUCCAAACGCCAUCGCUGACAUGGACCAAAUCAAUGCUCACUUCACUCUCAGGUCUCGACUCCCUGAGACCACCAUCCCCGAUCUUAUAUUGGAAUUUGGAGGAGUACAGAUUCGUGCAAGCCAGUUGGUCACUACAGAUCACAACUGGAUUGCGCGCUUCAAUGCGCUAACGAACAACUCUGAGCUCGUGGAGUCCCGGCGGAUGAGCCCCGAAGACCACGAAACAAUUGCUCUACAGCUCUUCCCUGAAGAGCGCAGUCACAUCUUAAAGCCCGAAUACUUCGAGAUAUUUGUAACAGGACUCGGUGAAGAGGGUACGCUCACUCAGGCUGAAGCAAAAGCGAUUGGACGUUUGGGUGUUACCGUCGAGGAAUUCGAGCAAGGGGGGCACUUUACUGGUCCCUCAAAGUAUGCUCGUGGCCAUCGUCAUAACCCUACUGAACUCGUCAUCUUCGAAAUACCGAAGCAAGCAAGCCGGGGCCUGGCAUCCUUCUCGCCACGGCCAUCGAUGCUCCAAGGUCGCGACUUGUACUACCAUCUCCGCAUCCUCAUUGAAGCAGCAGUCUACGACCAGAAGUUCUGGAAAGGCUAUUUCUUUGCUAAUGCGCGCUCCAAACUCGGCGAAUUUUACGAGGCCUACAACGUUUCACAAGAAGGCUGGCCACUGCCUGCAAAUCUUACCGAGUACAAGCGCCCGUGGACCUCCCGCGAGAUCCGCCUUCUCCAACGUGGCCAACUGCUCUGCGAUCUCCUUAAGAAGUACGAGACGGCCGAAAUGACGGAUUUCGGGAUCAUUCGCGCAGUCCGUGGCACAUACGUGCAGAUCCCCGCCCAGCCGUUCUUCAGCGUCGAAGCCCUCGAGUCCUUCCUCUACCACCGCAUCGCCGACAGCGGCCUCGCGGUCUCCAGGAUUCCAGAGAUCCUAGCGUUGCAUCCCGAGAACGAUGCCGUCUUCGCGAAUCCUGUUCUGCGCAACUAUGUCGUGGACAGCCUGAAUGAGCGCGCCGAAAACUACGAGAAGGAAGAAGAGCAGCGACUCAGCGAGAUUGAGACUUCAUACACGACCUUUGAGACGGUGCGAAAGGCGCAGAUGACGCCCUGGGAGCGGAUCAAAGUGAGCUUCAAGAAAGUCUUUGGGAAGAAGGAGGUGGUGGUGCCUUUUGAUCCGUUUUCACCCGAGCAUGAGGUUGAGGGACAACAACAGUGA